Messenger RNA from Larimichthys crocea (large yellow croaker), 2229 nucleotides. RefSeq names its product retinol dehydrogenase 13. The transcript is spliced from 7 exons. The record is from RefSeq and is a predicted model, not a curated record. Lineage: Eukaryota; Metazoa; Chordata; Actinopteri; Sciaenidae. Bases 214 to 1200 code for a protein of 328 amino acids.
AAUCCCAGUCGGUGCGCAGCACAUACCACACACCUACUCCUGUCCUGCUCACAGGAUCCUAUUAACAAAAUACAGAGAUACGGAACACUUCUUGUUCAGGUCUUGACAGUAUUUUAACGUGUUAUUUUAUCUUAUUUAUAACUUUAAUUUUGCGAUAAUUUCGUUCAAGUAGUUAUUAUAAGUUGGUUAAUAUCCAAACCAACAGCCUAAAAUAUGCAAAAGUGCGCAGAGGUGAUAAGGGACUUUGUGAAGAAUCAUGCGACCGGUCUCAUAGUUUUUGUGGCAGGGGCAGGUGUACUGGCCUUGCGUAGAUGGCUGGCUGGGGGAGUGUGUCGAAGCAAGGUCAGCUUGGAUGGGAAAACGGUCCUGAUCACUGGAGCCAACACUGGCAUUGGGAAGGAGACGGCCCUGGAUAUGGCCAAGCGAGGGGCCCGAGUGAUCUUAGCCUGCAGAGACAUAACAAGAGCCCGCAUUGCAGCUGACGAGAUCCGGCAGCAGAGUGGAAACGGCAACGUGGUUGUAAAGAAACUGGACCUCUCCUCUCUGCAGUCUGUCAGAGACCUGGCCAAAGAUGUCCAGGAGAACGAGGAACGUUUGGACAUACUCAUCAACAAUGCAGGUAUCAUGAUGUGUCCUAAGUGGAAGACUGAGGAUGGCUUUGAAAUGCAGUUUGGUGUCAACCACCUGGGACAUUUUCUUCUCACCAACUGUCUUCUUGACCUGUUGAAGAAGUCAGCCCCAAGUCGCGUCGUCAUCGUCUCCAGCCUGGCACACGAGAAGGGGAGUAUACACUUUGAUGACAUCAAUCUUGAUAAAGACUAUCGUCGUGAGAAGAGCUACCGCCAAAGCAAGUUGGCCAACGUGCUCUUUUGCAGGGAACUAGCUGCAAGACUGGAAGGCACUGGUGUGACAGCGUACAGUCUUCACCCUGGGGUCAUCCGUACCGAGUUAGGCCGCCACCUGUUCCCUACUUUCGCCCUGUGGCAGAGGAUCAUAAUCAUGCCAUUUUUCAUGCUGAUCAAAAAUCCCCGGGAAGGAGCUCAGACUACCAUCUACUGCGCUGUGGACGAGAGCUUGGCGAACUCCAGUGGCCUCUACUACAGUGACUGUGCCCCUAAAAUGCCGGCACCACAGGCCUUGGAUGAUGCCGCAGCCAAGAAGCUUUGGGACCUCAGUGCCUCCAUGGUUGGUCUGGCUUAAACACACUCACCUCACCUGCUUUAAUCACCCACCGCUUCUACUGUCAUUGUUACACGGGUGAAUAAAGUACGGCAAUUCGUUUAAUGAGCUAAUGUAUACGGGCGUUGCCUUAACAAGGAUGAUUGUUCAAAUAGAUUUACUAAUGUGUGGAACAUUUUUGCACUAUUUAAACUCCAGUCAGUUGAUUGAUUGUAUUGAUUUAUUAUUACACAUUCUGCAAUCAUAAUUUGUGCUUUAUUUUAUAUCAAUAGCAAUAUGCUGCUAUAUCCUUAUCAAAUUAAGGCAAUAAUACUACAUUUUAAUCUAUUAUCUUGGGUGAUUGGUUAUGUUUUAAUGAGCAAUUGCUUUGUUUUUUUUUAAUUUAAAGUGCUAAAAUGCUUAUGGGUGAAGUGGGGACUCAUUUUGUAAUAUGCACUGAAAAUUCAAAGACACUUUUAAACCUUUAAACUGCAGCUUUUAUUUAUGAAAUCUAACAAAAAUUGCCAACGUACAUUAAAAUGACUGUAAAAUCAAUUCUCUCUUCACCUCACUGCGAAAACACAACCAUCAAAACCGGUAAGCUCACUACGAACUACAAGGAAAGGAAGAUGAGAGCCUCACUGUGUACACUUUGAAGAGGCAGACUGUGUUGAAGUAGUGCUGAAGUGUCAUAGAAAGUGACCUUAUGUGUCAAGAAAGUGGUGAGAGGAUUGUUGCACUUCAGAGUAUAAAGGCUCGUCCACCAGGUGUAGAGAGGGAGUGGAUGCCUCGGGGGCAGAGAGCAGUUAGGAAGCAGCCGGUAAAUCCAGAAGACUUGUCAGCUUACUGAGUACCCUCCUGUGUUUGUGUGUGUGUAUUGUCCUUUACAGCUUGGUUGCUGUUUGUUGUAACAUAUAACAAGGUCAUUUUGGUGUUUGAUUGUUAUUAUUCUUUGAGAUGAGAAUUGAACUGUGUGUCUUUGUUAACUCAAUUCAAAAUGAACAGUACAGAAAUAUUCAAUGGGAACCAUCAGGAAUGUAAUACUGGCAAUAAACGCAUAAUUAAAAGUCA